This is a messenger RNA of Pararge aegeria (speckled wood butterfly), 1709 nucleotides long. RefSeq names its product adenylosuccinate lyase (gene Adsl). The transcript is spliced from 3 exons. Gene Ontology annotation, biological process: 'de novo' AMP biosynthetic process. NCBI's taxonomy places the organism in Eukaryota, Metazoa, Arthropoda, Insecta, Lepidoptera, Nymphalidae. The record is from RefSeq and is a predicted model, not a curated record. Gene Ontology annotation, cellular component: cytosol. The coding region runs from base 96 to 1574 and encodes 492 amino acids. Gene Ontology annotation, molecular function: (S)-2-(5-amino-1-(5-phospho-D-ribosyl)imidazole-4-carboxamido) succinate lyase (fumarate-forming) activity; N6-(1,2-dicarboxyethyl)AMP AMP-lyase (fumarate-forming) activity.
CAGUAUGACAGUUGACAACUUGUCACUUGGUUACAACGUACGGCGACUGAAGUAAUUAUUCUUAAAAUUCGAAAUUUAAAACAGAAUUAAGAACAAUGGCUUCGAGCGAUGCUCCGUCGGAAAUACGAAAUACUGAACAUUGUAACUACCGAUCACCCUUAAGCACUCGAUAUGCAUCCAAAGAAAUGCAGUACAACUUUAGUGAUCAAAAGAAAUUCUCUACAUGGAGAAAAAUGUGGGUUUACUUAGCGAAAGCAGAAAAGGAGCUGGGUCUCGACAUAACGGACGACCAAAUAGCUGAACUCGAAUCGGCUGUUCACGACAUUGACUUUGCUUGCGCCGAGGAACACGAGAAGCAGGUCCGCCAUGACGUCAUGGCACACGUACACACGCUCGCCGAGCGAUGCCCUCGCGCCGCACCCAUCAUACACCUCGGAGCCACCUCGUGCUAUGUUGGCGACAAUACUGACUUGAUCGUCAUAAGAGAUGGCUUGGACUUGCUAUUACCGCGAUUGGCUGCCGUUAUUAGCCGCCUAUCUAAGUUUGCGGAUGAACACAAAUCUAUACCAAUCCUGGGCUUUACCCAUCUGCAGCCGGCUCAGUUGACAACCGUAGGAAAGCGAGCUUCACUAUGGCUUAGUGACCUUCUGAUGGACGAGCGAGCUUUGUCCCGCGCGAGAAACGACCUCCGAUUCCGCGGUACUAAAGGCACUACAGGAACCCAAGCUUCAUUCAUGCAACUAUUUGAUGGUGAUCGUGACAAAGUUAAAGCUCUUGACAAAAGAGUCGCUGAACUUGCUGGAUUCGAUAAGCGAUACAUUGUUACUGGCCAAACAUACUCCAGAAAAGUUGACAUAGAGGUAGUAUCAGCUAUAUCCAGUCUAGGAGCUACAGUGCAUAAAAUGUGCUCUGAUAUACGCAUCCUUGCCUCACUUAAAGAAAUAGAGGAGCCAUUUGAAGCUUUUCAAAUUGGUUCAAGCGCUAUGCCGUAUAAGAGAAACCCAAUGAGAUCGGAACGCUGUUGUUCUCUUGCACGCCAUAUGAUAACACUUUACGCUAAUGUUGCGAACACGCAUGCUGUGCAAUGGAUGGAGCGUACUUUGGAUGACUCAGCAAAUCGCCGUAUAACUCUGGCUGAGGCAUUUUUAACCGCUGAUGCAACUUUGUUAACCUUACUUAAUAUUUGCCAAGGGCUAGUGAUAUACCCUAAAGUAAUAGCUCGUCACAUUGAAGAAGAACUUCCGUUUAUGGCUACAGAAAACAUUAUUAUGGCGAUGGUGCAAGCUGGUGGUGAUCGCCAAAUUUGUCAUGAAAAAAUAAGGGUACUCUCUCAUGAGGCCGGCGCAGUCGUAAAACUGGAAGGAAAGAAUAACGACUUUAUUGACCGUGUCAAGAGUGAUAAAUAUUUUGCACCAAUUAUAAACGAAUUGGAGAAAAUAAUGGACUCAACGACAUUUAUUGGUAGAGCGCCUGAACAAGUAACUGAGUUCCUAGAAGGAGAAGUUGCUCCUGUUCUCAAGAAAUACAAUGACUCAUUGGUUUUAUUGGAAAAGCCAGUGUCCUUAAAUAUUUAAAUUAACUUUCAUAUUUUUUAUCAAUUGACGAUACAAUGUUACUAUUAUUAAUUGAUUAUUAUUCCAAUUAUAUGGAUUUUUCGAGGUCAAAUUUAAAUAAUACGACAUAAUUAAUGAAUAAAUGUUUUAUUUACA